Actinia tenebrosa (Australian red waratah sea anemone) is the source of this 1712-nucleotide messenger RNA. RefSeq names its product peroxisomal biogenesis factor 19. Gene Ontology annotation, biological process: protein import into peroxisome membrane. The record is from RefSeq and is a predicted model, not a curated record. Gene Ontology annotation, cellular component: peroxisomal membrane; peroxisome. Lineage: Eukaryota; Metazoa; Cnidaria; Anthozoa; Actiniaria; Actiniidae.
AUUUAAAAGAUGGCGGACGAAGUGAAGAAGAAAGAGGUCUGCGAUGAAGAACUAGACGAUCUUCUGGACAGUGCCCUCAGUGACUUUGAUAAACCAGCCGUUCCACCAACAAAGAAAGCAAAUUCAGAGGCAUUAGAUGAAAGGAAAACUAAUGAUGAAACUACCGACCAGAAGGCAUCUGGCACAGCAACCCAUUCGGCAGAUAACAUGACACCCAGUAGUACCACUACUGGUGCAGACAACACAAUGCCCAGUGAAGAUGAGCUAAGUAAAAUAUUUGCCACAAGCUUUGCAGAUGCUGCAGCAGACCUAGAAAAGGCCAUGAAAAACAUGGGAGGGGAUUAUGAUCAAGAUUUUGUCUCUCACUUGAAUAAGUUAGCAGAAUCUGCUAAGACUGCUGCUGUUCAAGAACAUCCAGAAGCUAUGGGAGCAUUUGAAGAGAACUUGGCCAAAACAAUGAGUGAUAUGGCACAAAACACAAAGGAUUUAGAGAACUGUGGUCCUGAUCUUCUUGGCGAUGAUCUCCUUAAAGCCAUGUCUGGUAUGGGUGUGGAUGGCAGUGGAGAAUUUGACAUGAUGCCGUUGAUGCAAGGGAUGAUGAAGAAUCUUUUGUCGAAAGAAAUAUUGUAUCCAUCUCUCAAAGAACUUAAUGAAAAAUACCCAGAAUGGUUGGAAAGUAAUAAAUCUAAACAUUCCAGUGAGGACCAUGGCAGGUUUACCAGACAAUACCAAUUUGUUGGUCAAUUAUGUCAAGAGUAUGAGAGUGAAAAACCAGAUGAUACAGAUGAAGUAUCAAAAAAGAGAUUUGAAAAAAUAAUGGAGCUGAUGCAAAAGAUGCAAGAAUGUGGACAACCACCUGAAGAACUAGUUGGUCAAAAUAUUGCUGGCCCAUUUCCACCAGAAAUGCCAGCUGGCAUGCCAGAAAUGCCAGCAGACCUACAAGACCAGUGCAAAGUUUCAUAGCAUUUGGUUUGGCCACAAAAUGCAUCUCGGAACUCAACAUCUAUAUUUUCUGAUCUACCUCAAAAUGUGGUAAUAUAAAAUUGAAGUCAAUUCACAAGGAUGAAUGGCAAGAAGCAUUAAACCUUGAUCAGAUAUUGCUGGAGAAACCUUUGCCUCAAAAAGACUUUAUUUUAUCCCUUCAUAACACUGGUUUCUAUUAAAUCAUAUACCAGCAGUUUCAAGGCCUGUUUGCAAGAUAAUCACUUUUUUAUGAAGACCUACAGCCAACCAAUAAAAUGCUUCAAAUUUUAAGUUCAAAUAAAACCUUAGAAUUGUGUGGCUGCACUAUUGAAACACUAUGCAUUAGAAUCAAGAAAGAACCACAAAAUGACAUUUAAAAUGGAGAGUUUGAAACCCAUUACAUUCUAAAGAUUUAAUCUCAAUUCAUCCUCUUCCUGGAUCUUUGGUAGAUCUCAGCCCUUUUCAUUCCUGCCAAAUAUUCCUCCAGAUUUCAUUUAAUCUUCAAGCACAACAAGGUUUGACAUGUACUGUGAAGUUGAGAUGUACUGUGUUCUUUUUUCUCUUUUUGCAUGCCAAGAAAUUUCAGAAACUCCCCCUGCAAUAAAACCCCAGCUACUCUAAAAGUAGAACUAUGUUUAAUAAAUAUAAAGGAAAAUAUAAAUAAAGUCCAAAACAAGAUAGUGUUGAAUGCUCUUUGAACUUUUAUUCUAAAUCUCUCAUGUUCAUUCACACACAACAAUCGCUAAAAA